UAAAGUCACUGCCCAGCUCUCGAAUUUGACCAAAGCUGCAAAAAAUAUAUCUCUGCUCAGUCAGAAGCUCGCAGCGCGGCUGCCUCGAUACCCGGCCUAGCGCAUUGCUCCCUGCGUACUACCGCCAUCUCUUCUCAGCAUGCUCUUGGUUUUCAAGAUAAUGGUUUGCUUCUCAUGGCUACAAAUAUAAAAAGGUCCCAGUCGCUGGCCGUUUCCUUUGAGAGGAGAACAAUGUGUCGGCUCGACACCAGGACCAUGGCAUCUGGGGAGCCAAUUUGGCCAAUUCCCAUGAAGGCGAUCGGAGCCCAGAACUUACUGACAAUGCCUGGUGGCGUUACAUCAGCUGGAUAUUUGCACAAAAGAGGAGGAAUACGUUUUCAGCUUUUAAAGUGGCCCUUGAGAUAUGUGAUCAUACACAAAGGGUGUGUGUACUACUUUAAAACUAGCACGUCUUCUUCAUCGCAAGGGGCCUUCUCCCUAAACGGAUACAACAGGGUAAUGAGGGCAGCAGAAGAAACAACAUCAAGCAACGUGUUUCCUUUCAAGGUGGUUCACGUCAGUAAGAAGCACCGCACGUGGUACUUUUCGGCAGCUUCCGAGGAGGAGAGGAAGAAAUGGAUGUUGGCGCUUAGGAAAGAAAUUGACCGUUACCAUGAGAAAAAAGAGACGGUCACAGACUUGAGCGAUACAGGGUCAGAAAGCGACAGUUUCUACGAUUCUGUGGAGAGGCCCGUGAAUAUCAAAUAUACACAAAAUCCCUCGGAAGACAGUUGGCAAGAUCAAGAUGAAGAUGAGGACGACUAUCUGCAACCAGAUGGGAUCGACGCUGCACCGACAUAUCCAAUACCACCGGUCCCAACUCAUAGCGACAGACGAUCAUUAUCUUAUCUUCCUCCUAGCCCCUCUGUCAAAAAGAGCACCUCUGAUAGUAAAGAUUUAGACGUGACAGGUUCAGUUCAGAAACUAGUUACCGUUCAGAACUAUGGGUCGUGUGAGCCAGGCACCAAGCAUCCUCCAAUAUCGGUGAGUCCUGCAGUCCCCGAAGUGGGGGAGCCAUUUGCCCUUGCCGAUUCCCACAAGAAAUUCUCAUACAUAAGCGAAAAAGAAGGUCCGGGUGCCCGAAAGGAUAAUACAUGUUUUCCCAACUCUAAUAUGGCGGCAAAAAAUACAACGCUAUCUCUUCUACCACCACAGCCACCUAUUCCCUGGAAAAACCCAGCUGUCUUGCUACCCUCAAACAGCAUUGGAAACUGUGAAACCGGUGUAAGCCCUUUCAUCAGGGAACUCCACAAUACUGUGAAGGCAGAAUCUACCACUCCGCCGCCAGUGCCAAAGAAUAAACCGGUCACUGGAGUAUCAACGCCUAAACAGUCUGCCAACGCACCAGUUCUACCAGUGAAACCCAACAAAUCGCCCAACGCUGGCAGUUCAACACCUCCAGUUCCACCAAACAAGCCCAAAUUUAUAGGCGCUGGUGACCAAUCACAAGAGGUCAGCACUUCGCGGGAUGAAAAAAAGCAAUUUCCAUUAAAACCUCCACCGAUACAGCCGUUAUCUCCAAUAGUGAGAUCGCCCCCCGAUGGACAGAGUUUCAGAAUUCCCAUUGAACCUCCGAUUAUGCCUGUGAGGCCACUGGUAGAUGAUAGAAGUGACAGCGAUGAAGACUAUGAAAAGGUCCCGUUACCUCCUACUGUUUUUGUGGAAACCACGGAGUCCAAUGAGGUUGAGUGGAUGUUCAAAGCUGCAAGCUCUGGAGGAACGCCUGUGAACGGCCUAUUCUGUAUUAGGAAUUCUUCAAAGAGCGGAAAGGUAUUAGUCGUGUGGGAUAAAAAAACGGAGAGAGUUCGGAACUACAGAAUAUUUGAAAAGGAUAAUAAAGUAUACUUGGAACCAGAUCUUUCAUUUGCCGACAUCGGGGGAUUGGUUGAACACUACUAUGAGAAUACAUUACCCAGCCAUGAGACCCUGCUUCUCCGACAUGCCUAUGGGUGCCCUGGAUCUUCAAGGUGACUCUUGUGAACAAAUAGAGCUGAGAAACUGCUCUAUUGAGAAAUGGAAGGAGCAUAUUUUGUGUUCCAUUGCUCUAAAAUCCAUCCAGGAUUGCAUAAUUUCAUUGAUGGAAGCAUUUUAUGGUUACAGAUCCUCUUGGAUCAAGUCUCUACAAUAAAAACAUUGACAGAAAGUUAUGUGCAGAGAGACAAAAACCAACAAACAGUGGGC
Molecule: messenger RNA, 2220 nt
Organism: Spea bombifrons (plains spadefoot toad)
Lineage: Eukaryota; Metazoa; Chordata; Amphibia; Anura; Pelobatidae
Gene: SH3BP2
Product: SH3 domain binding protein 2
Exons: 13
Coding region: 175-2010 (611 amino acids)
Biological process (GO): signal transduction
Molecular function (GO): SH3 domain binding
Source: RefSeq, a predicted model, not a curated record